UCUAACAAAUACAUACACACACGCACGUACGUUCGUGGUUAUUUUUUAAUGUGUGUUGUUGCGCGUUAUUUUAUUUGCCGGAUUUUUAGCGCUGUUUUUUGCGCCCGCCAUUUACGUUUGGCAAACCGUGUGUAAAGAAAACACGCCGAUUGACCAGCGAGUGCGCUUGUUUUUAGCCAGGGUUCCGUGCAAAAAUCAAAACAAUGCAAAAAUUAACCUGGCAGAUGUGAGAAGCCGACAACUCGUUUAAAGAGCGAUUUUAAAAAAGUUUUUGACUAUUAUUUUAUCUACAUCGUAAAGCUUUAAUAAGAGCCCAGCCGCAAAACGAUUAAAUGGAAGCAAAAUAUAGAGGGUUAAGAUUUGUGCAAAAAGCAAAAUAAGGAGCGGAAAAAAACUCGCACACACGUACGUGUGUGUGUGUGUGAAUGUAAUUUGGAAGUGUGUUUGUUUGUGCGUGUGUGCGAGCUGCGUGCUGCAUGGGUGUGUGUGUAUAAUCAUGUGAAAAAUCGAUUGGCAGCGCAGCAGCAGCAGCGCGGCGGCGGCGCCAAUUGUCACUAAAGGAAAAGAAGAAGCACGUUUAAAAAAACGCACGAAAUUAGCAAAAAAGUAAACGAUAAUAAGAAAAAAACCCUGAGCAAAAAAAAUGAUAGAAGACUACAAUAAUAGUUAGCGAUCGCCGCAAAAAGAGAGGGAGCGAGAGAGUGAAGGCAGGCAAACCAGCACACACAUAUUCUUUAUAUAACUUGUGGGCAAGCGAAACAAAACAAACACAAAGAGGAAACGCGAAGGAGCGCGUGAGGGAGCCAAAAGCAAGACGGAGAGAGAGCGGGAGCGCGGCCCCUAGAUGUUAUCGAAAAUAUCGGAAGGACUGCGCUCAUCCUUUCGAUAAAAACCGAACUUCUGGAUCCCCCCGAUAGACGACAAGUUUGCUUGUUGUUGUGCCCCCCGGCUUUCGACCAAGAAUGGAACCAGAUCCCAAUGGGAUAAAAAUAGAGCCCUCACUUGAUCAGCAGCAGUACGCCACCCAUGUGCUGGCCAUCAAUGGCUCCAAUGCCCGCCUGCUCAUCGAGCAUUCUUCAGCCCUGUUGGUACCUCUGUCCUCGCACCACCAGUUGCAGUUGCAGCAACAGCAACAACAACAGCAACAGCAGCAACACGUGCAGCAGCAACACCAACAGCAGCAACAUCAGCAGCAGCAACAACAGCAGUUCCAGCAGCAACAUCUUCAUCAGCAGCAACCGGAUCAACUGCAGUUCCAGCAACAGCAUCUCCAGCUUUAUGCACACGCCCCACUAAAGCAGCAACAGUUGCAGCAGCAGCAGCAGCAGCAGCAGCAACAGCAGUCGCAACAGCCUCCGACUCCCUUGGGGCCCAUCAGCAGUGCCAGUUCCGCCUCCAUAACAGGAGCCUCCUCGACAACUGGUCACCAGCAGCGGUGGAACGAGAGUCCCGAGGCACGCCAGCGUCGUCUGGCCAGAAAUGCUGAAAGGAUGCGGGAGCGGCGACAGCGGGAGAGCGAAGAGGAGUACCGCAAGCGGUUGCUCCGGAAUGCCGAGGCGAAUCGUCAGAGGCGCCAGAACGAGUCCGACAUAGAGAGGGCCAUGCGGCUGGUGAGGAAUGCGGCCAGGCAGCGGCUGCGACGGGCGAUGGAAACGCCCGAUCAGAGGGCCAAGCGCCUGGCCAAGCUCGCCGAAAGGAUGCGCAUGUACCGGGCCAGCGAAACGAACGAUCAGCGAAAGCUUCGCCUUGCCGAAAUGGCGGCAAGGGCGCGCCAAAGGAUCGCGAACGAGUCGCCGGAGGAGCGCAAGGAAAGACUGAGAAAGCUGAACGACUAUGCCAAAAAGGUCAGAGAAAAAAAGAAGAUAUUGAAGCAUGUUGUGGUGCACGGUGGUUCGUCGUCGGUGGUCGUCUCAACACCGACAUCCUCCUCGUCGUCAACGGACCAGCAGCACCACCAGCAGCAGCAGCAACAACAGCAGCAACAGCAGCAACAACAGCAGCAGCAGGUGCUGGCUGUUGCAGCAGCCGCAGCAGCGGCGGCAGGCAAUUGUACUAACGAACACACUAUCAAUCUAAACCAGGCGGCCAACACAGCGACGACGACGACGACGACGUCGACCACGGACGAGGCAGGAACGCCGCAGCCCUCGGAGGACCAGCAGCAGCACCUGGUGACCGCGGCUGCCUAUCAGCAGCACCAGGCGUUGACCGGCGUGGAGUACAUGGGCCAGGGCAUGUUCCUGGCGCCCGGCUCCCUGCGCCCGCCCAUGCAGCUGAAACAGGAGCCGCAGACGCCGCAGCAGCAGCAGCAGCAGCAGAUCACCCAGCAGCAGCUGCAGCAGCAGCAACACCAGCGGUACACCAUCACCGGGCAGCAGCAGCAGCAGGUGACCACCGCUCUGCUCGAGGGCACCGAGCCGGGCAGCAUCUUUGUGCAGCAGAUCUACGGCGAUGACGGCAGCAAGGGCACCGCCAAGCUGCUGCAGGCGCAUGUGCCCCACUUCAGCAUCGCCGGUGGCCAGCUGGAGCUCUACCCGCACAAGUAUGCCACCAAGAAGCAGGAACUUCAGCCGGACAACGAUGCCCCGGGAUCGGCGGGCGGCGGCACUGAUAACAGCGGGUCUGUUAGUCUGGGCCACAACGAGACCAAGGUGAUCGUGACGACGGCCAGCGGCGAGCAGAAGCUCCUGAAGGCGACGCCGGGCCAGGCGCAGCAGCUGUACAACCAGUUCCCCUACCUGGCCACCUUCCCGAACACGACGAGCAGCGGGAACAGCACCACCAGCACCACCAACGUCGGCCAGGUGGGCGUGGUGGCGGCGGGCACGACAACGGGUGCCGGCGGCACCACCACCACCGCCUACUAUCCGAUGUACCACAACGGCUUCCAGAUUGGCAUCGGACCGAACGCAGUGCCCUCGCCCUUCACGCCCGUGCACUUCGCCAACGCCAGUGGCGGCAACAGUCCAACCGGCGGCCAGUACAACAUCCUCACGGCAAAUCCGACGCUAACGGUGGCUGGAUUGGGACCACAGCAGCAGCAGCAGCAGCAGCAACAGGAGCAGCAGCAGCAGCAGCAACAACAGCAACCAGCGGCGACGACAACGCAGAUUGUGACGACCAGUGUGGGCAGGGGAAGGCCGCGCAAGAACCCGCUGCCGAGCGAGGAGCAGCUGAAGGUGAACAGCAUGCUGGAGCAGGAGCUCAACCAGAUGCUGGCCGCUCCGCAGCUGGCCAGCAGUACGCCGCGGCGCGGCCGGCCACUCUCGCAGGCGUCGCAGGAGCUCAGCCAGAUUCAUGCACAUUCCACGGCCGAUGGCGACAGUCGAACGCCGUUGACGUCGACGCCGCGACGCAGCGGGGUGAUCAAGUACGAGACGGAGGACGAGAAGCGGAUCCGGCUGGACAAGAUGGCCGCCCACCAGCGGGCGGUGCGCGCCAACGAAACGCCCGAGCAGCGGGCCACGCGCCUCCAGAAGCUGAGCGAAAGGGCGCGGCUGAAGCGCGCCCAAAUCCGGGCCACCGAGAACACGAUCGAGCGCAAGGAGCGGCUGUCCAAGCAGGCGGAGUACGCGCGGAUGCGACGCAUGCGCAGCCACACGCCGCGCAGCAGUAGUGCCACGAGCACCGAGUUUCGGGCCAAAAAGGAGGAGCAGGACGACGACGAGGACGGGGAGACGAGCGUGGAGCAGCAGCUGUACGAGAGCGAGGCCAUCUCGGUGACGGGAACGGGCAGCGACGGUGGAUUCGUCACCGUGGUGAAGGCCGACGACGAUGACUCGCCCGGCGGCGAAGGCUCCAACGAUCAGCUGCCGUCGCUGCAGUUGCAGCAGCACGAGCUGCAGCAGAUCGCCGGCAGUCUGCAGCAGCAGCAGCAGUUGGUGCAGCAUCCCCACCACGAGGCGAUCGUGCUGAACCAACAGCACCGUCUGGUGACCAUCAGCCAGCACCAGCAGCUCCACCAGCAGCAGCAGCAGCAGCAGUCGCAUCCCGGCUUCAGCAAACUUCAGCAGGUUGCCGGCGGAGGAGCCGGAGGAGGAGCAGGAGCAUCGGGCUCAGGCGGCGGCAACGGAACUGGAGCACCCGAGAACAAUGACAUGCUUAAGAUACUCGAGCCCAUCAUCGUGAUGAAGACCAAAUGAGGAUCGCGGAGGCGUCACAGUCGCAGCAGCGCCAAUCGCAAGACCGCCAGCAGGUAGUUGCCAUUCCCGCCAAGAGUCCACCAAGAGGCGAUGGACGCACAACAGAUCUUCAUGAGUAGGGAAUGUCUAUAGUUAUUCAUAAGAGUUUUUUUUUGGAAAUAUGUUUUAAAUGUGUCGAGGUAUUUAACAGAUAGAGUCGUUGUAAAAAGUAAGCGGAGAUCAAGGAUCAGGUGCAAUAACAAAGGAGGAUGCCUGGCAACUACGAACUACGAAAGUAAUCCCGAAAGGAAAAACACUGUGACGCCCCGAAAAAAAAACAACACUUAAAAUCGAGGAAAUGCAGCUAAGAACUACAAGCGAGGGACGAGAUCAACUAAACCUAAUCCAGAAUACGUAGCGCGUAAACUGAGCACUAAGUAGUUAUAUGUAUUAACUAUUAAUUUUUUAAAUUAGCAAAGAAAAAGAAAAAUAACAAAUAAAUCUAAUAAGAUCAAAAUACAACGUU
Messenger RNA from Drosophila ficusphila, 4647 nucleotides. Its product is annotated as histone-lysine N-methyltransferase 2D. The coding region runs from base 963 to 4142 and encodes 1059 amino acids. The transcript is spliced from 2 exons. NCBI's taxonomy places the organism in Eukaryota, Metazoa, Arthropoda, Insecta, Diptera, Drosophilidae. The record is from RefSeq and is a predicted model, not a curated record.